GGAAGACUUCAUCAUGACUAAGAUGAAGGGCCGCAAUAAAAGCGUUGGAUUAAACUGUUUGUCAAGAGCGUGAAGGUGUUUAUGCCACUGUGAAGCUUCAGUAAGAUUUUCGUGUGAAGUUUUUUUUACCAAUCUCGAAUUAUGUGCUCGGAAUUGCUUAAAGUUCUAGACCUAUACACACUGAGGUUAACGAAUAAUUUGCAACCACCAGCUAUUUAUGUACGAGAUUAGAGAUAGAUCGGACUUAAUUUCGGCAACUAAUGAAUACGAAAAAUGCGAAGUCAUAUUGUGCUGUGGCAUUAAACCCCGGGCAUUUAACGGAUAUAAAUAAAAAAUACAUAGGUAUAUUAAAAAACAAGUAUUUAUAAUACUGUAAUAAGAUACGUGUAAUGUGUGAAUUUGAGCAAAAAAUCUAGAAGAUUUAACUUUUUAAUGUUAACGAGAGCACAUCGGCUGACCCCAUUGAAAUAAUUACUUAUAUACACAUAUGUAUUUCAAUUCUGAACAUACUAAGGGUUUUGAUUAAUGGUGCGGCAUAGCAUACACAAAGGAUGUCCAGUACUGUAUUAACGCCUGGAAAUAUUGUUCCACCAGAUAUCGAUCAACAAAAAGUUACACAAUUAGUAUGGAGUCUUUAUGGUUUGCACGUGUUAGAUAUGACAGAGCUGAAUAGUUAUGAUGACCGAAAUUUUCACGUGCAAGUAACAAGAGAGAGUGUAAAUCCUAACAUUAAAAGUGUAUCAUCUGAUGGAUAUGUUCUUAAAAUACUCAAUUCUUUGGAUUCGGAAUUUGGAGAAGCAAUAGAAGCUCAAAAUGUUCUCAUUCAUCUCCUUGCCAACAAAGGAAUCAACACGCCAAAACCACUGAAAAGCUUAGAUGGCAGAUUGAUGUCAACAGAAACAUUGGCAGGUGGACGACAUCAUAUUGUUAGACUGUUUGAGUACCUGCCUGGUCGUAUUUUAGCAGGUUUGUCAUGUACUAAAGAUAUUGCAUUCGAAGUUGGGCAGUUAACCGGAGAGCUGGACCAGUGCUGUUGUGAUUUUCAUCAUGCAGGAUUUGACAACCAUAAAAGAAUAUGGAGCCUGACAGAAGUUCCUAAACUUCUCGAAUUUCUUUCCUAUAUAGAAGACACUGAACUAAAGAAUCUUGCCGGCGAAGUCAUCGACGUGUUUGUUAAAAAUGUUGUUCAGAAUUAUAGUAGUCUUAAAAAAGGCAUUAUUCAUGGUGACGUUAAUGAACAAAACAUCUUAGUUCAACAGAAUUAUAAUUGCAACUAUCAUGUGACAGGAAUUCUAGACUUCGGUGAUGCUGCGUAUUCCUAUUAUAUUUUUGAAGUGGCUAUUGCCAUGGUUUACAUCAUGCUAGAAAGUGACAUUUUAGAUCCAAUUAUAGCUGGAGGAUACACUUUGGCGGGGUUUCUAGCAAAAUUUCCCAUACCUGAAUCAAAUCUGAAUGUACUCAAAGAAUGCAUUUGUGCAAGGCUAGUUCAGAGUUUGAUCAUGGGACUUUAUUCCACUGCAAUGCACCCUGAAAAUUCUGAGUAUGUUCUGAAGACUUCCAAAAAGGGUUGGAAUAUGUUGAAGUUGGUAUGGAACAAAUCAGCCACGGAACUGAAAGAAACAUGGAACAAGUGCUUUUAGACUAAAUUGUAAACUUAAUUAGAUUAACUAUAUCGAGCUAUCGUAUUCUUUCAUGUGCAUUUUAGAGAUAUACUCAAAUUCACAAAAAAAAGAGACAAAAAGACAAAGUUUUGUUAUGUC
Mytilus trossulus (common blue mussel) is the source of this 1760-nucleotide messenger RNA. RefSeq names its product hydroxylysine kinase-like. Gene Ontology annotation, molecular function: amino acid kinase activity. Lineage: Eukaryota; Metazoa; Mollusca; Bivalvia; Mytilida; Mytilidae. The coding region runs from base 552 to 1640 and encodes 362 amino acids. The record is from RefSeq and is a predicted model, not a curated record. The transcript is spliced from 5 exons.